AUGGUUAAGAUGUUUCCCAGCGUAUUCGUUCCUGUUGCCAACGAGACAGACAGUUUUGUAGGUGUCCAUGCGGCGACGGCCCCGUUGAAUCUGACCCUGUUGGUGACCGACGGCGAUCAAUUCGAAGCGUACGAGUGCACCAGCCGGAUGGAGCUCGACAGGCUGUUUGCGCUGAACGACGCAGCAAUUGGCGGUGAAAACGAAAUUGACGGGUUUCUUGCCAAGCUCGCAGAUCUACACGACGUUAUUUUGCGCAGAGAGUCCGGGUUCGUGACCCUUUGUAAGCCGGAUCUCGAAUUCCGGUUUCCGUUGACGCGUUUAGCAGACGAUAAGCUAUCGUCGGCUCGGAAACAGUUUCUUGCCCAUGUGGGGCGGCUGGGCGCGCUCGAAUCGAGUCUCGUGACCAGUCUCGCACACGAGCUCAACAAGAAAAACCAAAUAAUCCUGAAACUCGCCGCCUCCAUCGCACAGGACUAUCUGGGCAACACCCUGGAGCAGGACGAGGCUAUUUUGCAGAGCGACGAGAUCCAGCGUCUCUUUCUCCAGACUGGCACAUUACGAAACUCGCUCGGUACAUCUUUUAAACAAAUAAAGGACGAGACAGUGUCAAACUUCAAGCAGUCCACCCUGUCGUCUGCACAGGCCCUGAAAAAUUUAUUUCUAGCGCACGCAGAGCUGGAGCCUGUUAACCCGACCAAACGCCGCAAGCCGAACGUCCAGACGACCGUCCCCGAUACGAGCCCGAGAAAACGGCUUAGAGACCACAGUUACAACUUCCCAAUCAAACAGAGAAGAACCCGCUAA
This is a messenger RNA of Ogataea parapolymorpha DL-1, 804 nucleotides long. RefSeq lists its product as uncharacterized. NCBI's taxonomy places the organism in Eukaryota, Fungi, Ascomycota, Pichiomycetes, Pichiales, Pichiaceae. The transcript has a single exon. Bases 1 to 804 code for a protein of 267 amino acids. The record is from RefSeq and is a predicted model, not a curated record.